UUUUCAUCUUUCAAGAGAGAGAGAGAGAAACACACAGAGAGAUGGUGAAGAGUCCCACAACUAUCUGUCCCUGCUGAUAGACAACAAAACUGCCACACACCCCGCCAAUAAUGCUUGGGACCUUACAAAUCAGACAACCCUUCUCUCUCUCUCUUACCAACUCUCUCUCUUACCAACUCUCUCUCACACACACCUUCAAAUAUAUCUCAUAGCUUAGCCUAGCAUAUCUCUUGCAACCCCAUUUAAGAAGUUUCCACCUUUCAUUUCUUACCACAAUCCCUCUACUGAUUUUAGAUCAAUCCUAUUCUCUCUCUUUUCACACACACACACAAAAAUUUCUCUUUCCUUUGUUGUGAGACUUAAGAGUUGUUUGUUGGUUACUAACAAAGCAUUUAUUGUUAUAUUCUAUAUAAGAGAGUAUAUCAAUAAUAUCAUAAAACAAAAGAGUAUAUUUUUUUGGGGUAUUACUCAUAUGGGGUCUUAUUCUGCUUCUUCUUAUGGUUUUACAUUUAUUACCAUUCUUUUGUUAGUAUAAAUCAUUACCAUACGGAAUGUUGGUCACCCUCAUUGAAAGCUAAAGCAUUAAAUUAAUUUUAAGUGUGACAUAUACACCUCUUUGAUCAUGGAGAGGCUUCAAGGACCCAUCAAUUCUUGUUUCUUUGGUGAAGUGAAUUGUUUAGACCAAACAUUACUUGAUGAACAAAGUUUGAGAUUUGAAGAGGAAGAGCAAUUUCUCAUAUCAAGUUUAGAAGAUAACAUGCCAUUUCUUCAAAUGCUACAAAGUGUUGAUUCUCCACAGUUUUUUCCUUUGAAAGAACAAAACUUUCAAACACUUUUAAGGCUACAACAUAUGAAAAAACCAUGGGAAGACAUAGCUUACAUUCCUAGAAUGGAUUCACAACAAGUUCAAGGCACAACAUUGGAAUUUGAAAGCUGCGUAACACAAGAAAUGUUGGAGAUGCAAUCACCAGUGAAAUCAGAAAGCAAUAAAGUUUCACUUUCAACUUCAUGCAUUGAGAAAACAAGCUAUGAAUGUAACCAACAAGAAGAAACAAAAACAGCACAAUCAUGUUCCAAAUCUCAACAAGGAACAACAAGGGAAAAGAGAAAGAGAAAAAGAACAAGACCGGUUAAGAAUAAGGAAGAUGUUGAGAAUCAAAGAAUGACACACAUUGCUGUUGAACGUAAUAGGAGACGCCAAAUGAAUGAUCAUCUCAGUGUUCUUAGGUCUCUCAUGCCCUCUUCAUAUGUUCAAAGGGGUGACCAAGCAUCAAUAAUUGGAGGAGCAAUUGAUUUUGUGAAAGAGUUAGAACAAUUGCUUGAAUCUCUUGAAGCACAAAAAAGGAUAAAAAAGAAUGAAGAUUUUGGUUCCUCAUCAUCAUCAUCACCACCUAGUUAUGGAAUGAAAUUAUCACCUUAUGAAGAAAAUGAGGUAAAGGCAGAAAACAAAUCAGAAGCAGCAGAUAUAAAAGUGACAUUGAUUCAAACCCAUGUGAACUUGAAAAUUGAGUGCAAAAAAAAGGCUGGUCAAUUGAUAAAGGUUAUUGUUGCUUUGGAAAAUCUUAGGCUAACUAUUCUUCACCUAAACAUCACAUCUUUUGAGUCUUCUGUACUCUACUCCUUCAAUCUCAAGAUUGAAGAAGACUGUAAGCUAGGCACAGCAAAUGAUAUAGCAGAAGCAGUUCAUCAAAUAUUCAGCUACAUCAAUAAUGGUAGCUAAAGAAGCAAGUAGCUAUAACCUUGGGGGGUUGCAGAAGAAUAAAGGACAAGGAAUCAUUGAAGGGAUGGUGGUAAAAGAGUGGCUGGGGUGACGGGGAACAUAGGGCACCGAUUUCUUGUCUACAUAUAUCAAUGUGAGAUGUAUCAUGUUAAUUAGGUAGCUCACAAAAUAGAGAUAGGGCACAUGAUGUUAACGUUUGUUGUUCAAAUAGUUUCACUCUGUUUAUUUAUUGGAAUGUUAGUUGGUAGUAUUGUGUGUGUUGCUUAUUAAUUUGUCAGUACUUUGGUGAAUUGAGAAAUUCAGUUGAUUGAUCUAUUGCGAUCAGUGUA
This is a messenger RNA of Medicago truncatula (barrel medic), 2049 nucleotides long. Its product is annotated as transcription factor bHLH67. NCBI's taxonomy places the organism in Eukaryota, Viridiplantae, Streptophyta, Magnoliopsida, Fabales, Fabaceae. The record is from RefSeq and is a predicted model, not a curated record. The transcript is spliced from 4 exons. The coding region runs from base 623 to 1720 and encodes 365 amino acids. Gene Ontology annotation, molecular function: protein dimerization activity; DNA-binding transcription factor activity. Gene Ontology annotation, cellular component: nucleus. Gene Ontology annotation, biological process: stomatal complex development; guard cell differentiation; positive regulation of DNA-templated transcription.